AUGGCAGGCCCGCUGGAAUCCAUCUCAGGCGGAAAGGCUUGGUACUACUGCCCAAAAGGCCCCAUGGUCCUCGGGGAAGGACCAAUCUAUCGAGCCAGCGACUCGACGCUCCAUUGGGUGGAUUGUCUCUCCGAGCCUCCAGAGCUGUACGUCCUCAAAGUCGACCCCGUUACCGGGGAUGCGAUUGGCGAAGCGCGAGUUCUGCCCCUGGCGGAUAGCGUCACCGUCGCCUUCUUCCGCAAGGAUAAGCCCGGGAGCUACAUCGCCGCGUACUACCAGGGGGUUUGCUUCGUGGACGAAGCCACGGGGAAACUCGAUGUCGUCAAGGAAAUCAUCCCCAAGAGUCAGCGAGACGAGCUACGUUUCAAUGAUGGGGGCAUCGACGCCAAGGGCCGGUUCUGGCUGGCGGAGAUUGACAAACGCGCCAUGGCCUUUGGGCCAAAUCAGCUCCCAGAAAGCUACGGGACCCCGAAGGGGAGGUUAUGGAGAUAUGAUCCCGAUGGGAGCUUACACUUGAUGAUUUCCGAGGGUGUGGUCUGUGGAAAUGGACUGGCAUGGAGUCCUGAUAAUAAGACGAUGUACUUCAACGACUCGGUUGCAAUGAUGGUCUUUGCGUUUGAUUUUGAUUUGGAAAGCGGCAGCAUCUCCAACAAGCGGCUUUUAGUCGACAGACGCUCGUCAUAUGGGGAACCGGAUGGGAUGAUCGUCGACACUGACGGAAACCUGUGGAUUGCUGUUUUCGCCUCCCAUAGGGUAAUGGUAUUCAGUCCCGAGGGCAAACACCUGAAAGAUAUCGUGUGCACGGCCAAGAACCCGGCCUGUACUACAUGGGGAGGGAAAGAUCACAGUAUUAUCUUCAUGGCAAGCGGCAAAGAUCGCAGUGAGAACCCGGAGCCAGGAGAUGAAGGCGGCCACAUGUUCAAAUAUCACCCUGUGAGUGCGAGGGGCUAUCCUAAGCAUGAGUUUGCGGGUUGA
This is a messenger RNA of Aspergillus calidoustus, 975 nucleotides long. The record is from the annotation of a GenBank genome assembly. Lineage: Eukaryota; Fungi; Ascomycota; Eurotiomycetes; Eurotiales; Aspergillaceae.